AUGGUAUGGCCUUUCACAUCUAAAAAAAUACAGACUAGAGAUGAGUUUAGGAUACCCAACGACCUGGAUGAACUGUUGAAGCAAGAAGAGCCAACUUUAAGUGAACGCGAGUUCAAAUCAAAUUUGAAACAUCUUAGUGAGUUAACCAACCAUAGACCAAUAGAUCCUAAUCCAACUUUGGUACCCAAGGAUUCAACUGCCGAAGAGCAAUCGGAAAUACUACCUUCAGAACCCAAGGAUAAAAUUUUUACGGUAAAGACAGCUUUGUUUGAAAAUGGUCCGUUGCUCCCAGAUUCUAGACAAGAUCCGAAGCCGUUGACUCAGGAACAACUAAAAAACGCCAGAGAGCUGAGCCAGUACAAGAGAGAAAAUCCUUUACAUGCCUCUGUACUAGUCAAUUGUGCUGAGCUUCAAUUGGCAUUUUUGAACUGUUUGACAGAUGGAAAAUUUGCCGAAAGAAUGAGAGGCUGUAAUGUGAAAAAUAAUUUCUAUCAAAGUUGUUUAACCAAACAGUCUAUGAUUUUCAAAUUUUUUGAUUACAAUUCAAUGACAAGUAUCAGAGAGUUUGAGGAGAUCAAAUAUGUUGCUGAUAGUCUAUUCACCAAGUAUUAUCAGUGUUAUGAUGAUCUAUUCGAAGAAGAGAAGAAUGAAAAGUUUACUAAAGAACUUAGAGCAAAAAGAGAGGAGUUUCACAGUAAAUUUGGUAAAUAA
This is a messenger RNA of Komagataella phaffii GS115, 711 nucleotides long. RefSeq lists its product as uncharacterized. NCBI's taxonomy places the organism in Eukaryota, Fungi, Ascomycota, Pichiomycetes, Pichiales, Pichiaceae. The transcript has a single exon. Bases 1 to 711 code for a protein of 236 amino acids. The record is from RefSeq and is a predicted model, not a curated record.